UGCUUUAAGUAGACUAUUUCAAAAAAGUAGCCAUCCACACUUGCUCACAAAAAGGUUGGAGACCCUAGCAACAUGAAAAAAAAACGUAUUCAGGAAAUGGAAAAGCCAUUUGAUAGGUAAUUUAAAGCAAUGGAGGAAGUAUGGAGCCUUUAUAAACUGGUUAAAAAAAACAGGUUAGUUGCGUUUUGUUAAUUUUUCUUGCACAUCUGUUUCUUGCACAUCUGUGCUCCACACUCCAGUUCAGUAGGUGGCGGUAGUGCACCAUAAGUUUAGUUGCCAACCGCCAUAAAACAUAAGAAGAUAAAGAAGAGAACUAUUCGUUCAAAAAGAAUGAAUCACGAACGUACCGUUGAGCAUCACAUCAACAAAUCAAGUUCACAAUCGUAGAGUGAAAGUGAUUGAGACAUUCAGUGAAGCUCCUCCUACAACAAUCCACAAAGAGAAAUCCCUUCAUGUGUGACAACUAAAAUCUUCAUGACAUAUUGUUGGUGUUGGUGAAAGAGGAGCUUGAGAAGAUGAGAGAUCCAGAACCAUGCAGAAUGGAGAAUGAAGAUACUGAGGAACAAAGAGAUACGAUGGGAAUAAACACGGACCAUCUACUUGAACUAAAUAAAGCAGAUGAAACACAUAAUAUUAAAACAAUACAAAAUGCGGAUCAACAGAAAAUUCACACUGGAGAGAAACCAUUCACGUGUCAUUACUGUGAAAAAAGUUUUACAACUGCAGGUGUGCUCAAGGUACACGUGAGAAUUCAUACAGGAGAGAAACCAUUCCCAUGUCAUCAGUGUGAAAUGAGUUUCAGAAGUAAAAGUUUCCUUACAAGACACCUGAUAACUCACAGUGAAGAGAAACCUCACGUGUGCCAUGACUGUGAAAAAAGAUUUACCACUGCAAGUGACCUGAAGAGACAUUCAAGAAUGCACACCGGAGAGAAACCGUUCACAUGUCAUCUGUGUGAAAAGAGUUUCAAAAGUAAAAGUAAACUUAAGAUACACGUGAGAAUUCACACUGGGGAGAAACCAUUCGCAUGUCAUCAGUGUGAAAAGAGUUUCAGAAGUAAAUAUCAACUUACGAUUCACUUGAGAAUUCACACUGGAGAGAAACCAUUCGCAUGUCAUCAGUGUGAAAUGACUUUCACAAGAAAAAGUGGCCUUGCAAGCCACAUGAUAAGUCACAGCGAAAAGAAACCUCACGCGUGUCUUCAGUGUGACAAGACUUUCUUAAAUAAAAGUAGACUUGAGAUUCACAUGAGAAGUCACACUGGAGUGAAACCCUACCCAUGUCUUCAGUGUGAAAAGAGUUUCACAAAUAAAGUCGCUCUUAAGAAACACACGACAGUUCACACCGGAGAGAAACCGUUCAUAUGCCAUCAAUGUGGAAAGAGUUUUAGAAUAAAACCUAACCUUGAUGCACACGUGAGGAAUCACACUGGAGAGAGACCACAUGCGUGCCAUCAGUGUGGGAAGAGUUUUAAAACUGCAGGGAACCUUAAGGAACAUUCGAGAAUUCACAGUGGAGAGAAGCAUUACACAUGUCAACAGUGUGGAAGGAGUUUCACCUGUCAUGCCCAAUUUUAUUAUCACAUGAAAGUUCACAGUGGGGAAAAGCCACACGCAUGCCGUCUUUGUGACAAGCGUUUCAUAAAUUCAAGUCAACUUAAGGCACACAUGAGGUCUCACACUGGAGAAAAACCGUUCAAGUGCUGUCAAUGUGAAAAGAGUUUUAGAAAUUUAAGUUACCUUAAGUUACACAUGGGAGUUCACACUGGAGAGAAACCCUUUACAUGCCAUCAUUGUGACAGGAGUUUCUCAUAUCCAUCUCAACUUACGUUACACGUGAGGUCUCACACUGGAGAGAAACCUUACACUUGUCAUCUUUGUGGAACGAGUUACAAAGAAAAAAGUAGCCUGACGGUACAUGAAAGAAUUCAUACUGGAGAGAAACCGUUCACAUGCCAUCACUGUAAAAAAAGUUUCAGAAGUAAAGUUACCCUUAGAGCACACGUUAAAACUCACACAGGAGAGAGACCUCAUACAUGUCUUCAGUGUGAAAAGAGUUACACAAGUAAACGUGCUCUUCAGAGACACAUGAAAAUUCACACCGGAUAGAAGCCAUUCACAUGCCAUCACUGUAGAAAAAGUUUCAGAAGAAAAGUUAAGCUUAAAGGAAAACGCCACCGUUUUUAAAUAUUUUACUAUGUUCUUACCUCAACUUAAUACAUACCUAUCUUUUUUCAAUGCGUGCACUUUUAAAGGACAAGUGCAUUAAACUUUCGUUUACAAAGACGUGAAACUCACCGAGUGGUCGGGGGUGUUCACUGAUAUGCUCAAACAAAAAUCGCUGCAAAAGAUGCUUUCCAACAGGUGUUUUAGCAUUCGUUGUAAACUUGUGGACCUAUUUUUCCAAACGCCUCACACCUGUAUAUUCUUCCGUUGAGAGCUUGAAUAAUAAACACUCCAGCCCAGGUGGUGGCAAUAAUCCACCUUUGCCAAUUGCAAGAAUACAAACAACGUUCCCGGCACGAAGUCAUACCGUACCUCACAGCACAUCUAAUACAAGUCAAUGGAGUUGGACAAAAACUAUGAUAAAACCUGUUGGAAUGCGUCUUUUGCUGCGAUUUUGUGUGAGCAUAUCAGCGAACACCCUGACCACUCGGUGAGUUUCACGUCUUUGUAAACGAAAGUUUAAUGCAUUUUAGAAAGGAUUGUUCCUGUGCACCUAAACACCCAUUGUAGAGCCCUACUGAAAAAUCCAGCUAAAACCAGCUACCAGCUUAAGGUGGUUUACGCUGGUCCUCCCAGCCUGACAAAGCUGGUCAUGCUGGUGGGCCAGCUGGUAUUCCAGCAUGACCAGCUAAGUCCAGCUAGACCAGCUUAAAAUGCGACCAAAACACACCUAGACCAGCUUGCUACACCAGCAAAACCAGCUUCCUACACCAGCAAAACCAACUAAAACCAAGCUGGGGACCAGCUAAAACCAGCUCACCAGCUUAUGCUGGUCUUAGCUGGAUUUUUCAGUAGGGAGGUGGGAGGUGAUAGAACAAACACCCGAAAAUUCUCAGGCCAGCAUCAUAUGUCCAAAUUUCAGUCAAAACCGUUCUAUUUCACCAUAAACCAUCUGAAAACAGGGCUUUAAGUGUAAAAUACCGAACUUGUCUUUUAAUCUUUGUACAUAUGAAAGCAUUUAGCCUAGCCCCAUUCAUUCCUUUGCAUCCAAACAGGGAAGAAUUAAGAAGCCACUAAACACUUCCAUGUUUUCCCUAUUUUAAGACUGUUACAUGAGUAGUUCGUUACACAAGUAAGUAUGGUGGCACAAAAUAAAACUUUUGUUUGGAGUCAUAGGAAUGAAUGGGGCUAGGCUAAAUGCUAACACAUUCAAGAAGCUAUGUACAAAGAUUAAAAGUGCACGCAUUGAAAAAAGGUUAUGUAUUAAUUUAUCUAAGUUGAGGUAAGAACAUAGUAAAAUAUUAAAAAUAGGGGCGGACUGGCCAUCUCAAGCACUGGGACAUUUCCCGGUUGUUCUGGCCUGCCUGCUGUGUGUGCACCUGUAUCACCCUGACAUGUGAUAGAUUGAUUAAUGAAUGACGGACCUCUCAAACUAAGAAUCAAGCAAUCGCAGACCUCCCGAUGCUCUGCCUCUUUGUCUACAUCUGAGAAUCGUGCAAAAUAAAAAAAGAGCGCAAAGGAUAAACACAGAGCGGAUAUGAAAUGCCUGGCAACAGACACAGCAAGAUGCUGCAACGUCACAAAAACGUUCAGGGUACAGGUCGGUUAAAAUUAACAGUAAAAGCACGCAUCUUGAUUAGUUGACUGCAUGUCUUAAAAUCAGGUGGGGGAAUUGCUUUGUCGUCAUUCGUUGCAAUCUGAAAUUCAAUAUUUUUAAUCAUCCAGAUACCCUGAAUGUUUUUGAGAAGGUGGCCAAGUAAGCCUAUACUUGAAUAAUAGAAAUGCAUAAAAUAUAUGAACUGUGUCUCUCUCACUCCUUUUAAAGUGUAAGCCAACUGUGUAUUUGUCUUUAUACAUGGUGUAUUCCUAAUGAAUUCUCAAAGGUUUACUUAUAGAAAUAUAUACUGCAUUCUUUGUAUUGUUGGUGAGCGCCAUUUUUUUAUAUUUUGUAAUCUGAAUAAAAAUUCUCUUAGAUAAA
Molecule: messenger RNA, 4143 nt
Organism: Misgurnus anguillicaudatus (oriental weatherfish)
Lineage: Eukaryota; Metazoa; Chordata; Actinopteri; Cypriniformes; Cobitidae
Biological process (GO): regulation of transcription by RNA polymerase II
Cellular component (GO): PcG protein complex; transcription regulator complex; chromatin
Molecular function (GO): DNA-binding transcription factor activity, RNA polymerase II-specific; RNA polymerase II cis-regulatory region sequence-specific DNA binding
Source: RefSeq, a predicted model, not a curated record